This is a messenger RNA of Emiliania huxleyi CCMP1516, 750 nucleotides long. RefSeq lists its product as hypothetical. Lineage: Eukaryota; Haptophyta; Isochrysidales; Noelaerhabdaceae. The transcript has 4 exons. The record is from RefSeq and is a predicted model, not a curated record. The coding region runs from base 1 to 750 and encodes 249 amino acids.
AUGAUUGCCGACCUGCUCGCCGGCUCCAUCGUCAUGACGCUCGGCGUCGCCGCUGCCUCGCUUGCCACGUUCGCCUCCCUUGUCGGCAUACGCCUGCUGCAGCAACAGGCGGCGGCGCCGGCCGAUCCUCCCGACAGCACGCCUCGCGGAUCGGAGAGCACGCGGCGCUCGUCGUCCUCGUCGGCGGCACCAGAUACGCCCUGGCCCGAGCUGGCAGCCUUUGUCGGCAAGGCAUACCUCAUCCUGCUCGUGAUCUGCAAGCUCUACCUCUUGACUGGCCUCGUCGCCUCGCUCGCGGUCCUUCCCGCCACCGCCGUCUGCCGGCGGGACAAGAGCUUCCAGAGCAUGCUGGCGCCGCUCGGCUCGCCGCUCGACGGCUUUGUCCUCUUCGUCCUUCUCCCGGCCGCCGCGGUCUACCUGUUUGGCGGCUUCUUCUGGCGCGCCUGCCCGCACUCCUCCCCCCUCGCGGGCGUCGCAGCGCUCGCCACCCUCUACCUCCUCGCCGACGCCCUCGGCGCCGCUGCGCCGCUGCCGUCACGCGUCGGGCUGCCGCCGCUGGACAGGCAUUUGGCUGCGGGCGCGGCGCACGGCGGCCCGCUCGUGCUCCGGUGGGGCCCCACCCUCGCGUCGCUGGCGGCAGAGGCGGCGGCGGCCAGCGCUUCGCUCGCCCGCGCCGUCGCCGUCGCCCUCAUUCAGCUGGUGACUUGGACGAUGAACUGUAGCUGGAAUUUUCAUGGAAUCAUGCUCUAA